AUGAGCCAGGGGCCGAGUCUCGUCCUCCAGUGGCUGUCGAAGCUUCAGCUGGCCCAGUACGUCGAGUCAUUCCUCGACAACGGCUACGAUGAUCUGGAAGUCUGCAAACAGAUCGGGGAGCUGGAUCUGGAUGCGAUCGGAGUCCAGGUUCAGUAUCACCGGCACCGGCUGCUCACAGCCGUGCAGGCGCUAAAAGAGGAAGACGGGAAGAAAAAACCUGGUUAUUAUUUCACCUUGGAGCCCCCGGGUGCUCCUGGCUGUUGCCCAGACAGAGGGGAACACUUUGGGUCACUCCACCAGACCUCCUGUCCUGGGAACCAUAACUUGAGGUUCUCGGACUGUAACGACUUUGUGCCUUAUCCCAAACUGAAGCUCAAAGUUCUGAUCAGAGACAAACUGGCAAAAGAUGGGAUCAACCUGGGACGAGCACCGUACACCUACAAGGAUGGCUCUGUGGGGAACCUUGAUGAACUGGCUCAGGAGUACUCUCAGUAUUACGGCACCUCCCUCAGCGACGUGUGCGAAAGGAUGGAGGAGCUACGCAAACGCAAAAUAGUCCAAGACAAAGAGAUGGGAAAGGUUGACUCAGCCGCCACAUCGCUGUGUCUCCGCUCGCAGCUCCAGGAGUCUCUUGGACUCAGCAGUGCCACAUCUACUCCAGAGCCAGAGAGAAGGCUUCCCAUGCACAAAUCCAGCUCAGACGAUGGAUCAGGAGGUAAAUGGGAUGGAAAGAGAAAAAGCAAGUCUUUCUGGCAAAGUUUCUGUAAGUCUCAGAAAGGAGUGAUGCGUCAAACUUCCAAAGGUGACGAUGUCGGCUUUGUGGCCAGUGAAAUCACCAUGGGUGAUGAAGAGCGUAUUCAGCUGAUGAUGAUGGUGAAGGAGAACAUGAUCUCUAUAGAAGAAGCCCUUGCACGACUGAAGGAGUUUGAGAUCCACAACAGGCAAAGUGUCCGAUCGGAUCUCACAGAGUCCCCGGAUCCUUACGGUUCCUGCUCACACGAGCCGUUCGGCUGCAGCCCCGGCGACCCGUCCGACAACGAGGAGGAAUCCGUGACGUUUAAAAGACUUCACAAACUCGUCAGCUCCACCCGCAAAGCUAAAAGAAAGCUGAUCAGGAUGGAUGAAGCUAAGAGGCCGGAAGUGGAAGAGAACCUGAGGGACGCCAGCAGGUCCCCGGGUUCAGGCGGACAGAGGAACCCUUUGGUCGACUCUUCAGCCUCGUCUCCUCAGAAACCGCUCGUCCCUGACAGGGACUCGGACAGCCUCGCCUCCUCCCCGUCAUCCAGCAGCGUGGACACCUGCAGCAGCCAAACCCAGAGCUUCGGCAAGUCCAGCAGGAGACCCGUUAACCAAGAGGCUGUUGUAGCUGGGGAGGUGAGGGCGGCAGGCGGGGGCUCUUUUUCUGAAAUGGAUCGCACCGAGGAGGAACCCAAACUUGUGCGCUCACAAACUGACGAAGCGCUCCGGCACCGAGUGCUGGGCUCACUUAGUCUCCACGGGAGAGCUUGCAGCUUUGGAGGAUUUGACCUCACCAGCCGCUCAGUAUCUUCUGACAAAGAUAACACGACUAAAGAUGGAGAGAGUGGUGUGACAGACGAGGUUAAGUCUCCACCAACAUCACGGAUUUCUUUGGGCAAAAAGGUCAAGUCUGUGAGGGAAACGAUGAGGAAACACAUUUCCAAGAGAUAUCACUCUUCUCUCUCUGAGCAGUUGAGUCCAGACCGAUGUUGCAGCUGCCCCCACUCACCUCAGACGGACUCCGACUCUUUGGAGAAGCCCAAGCUGAAGCCAGGAGGGUCUGUGGAAAGCCUGAAGAGUUCUCUCAGCGGUCAGAGUUCCAUGAGUGGUCAGACCGUCGGCACCACCGACUCCUCCAACAGCAACAGAGAGAGCGUGAAGUCCGAGGAUGGAGAGGAAGAUGAGGUGCCUUACCGUGGGCCGUUCUGUGGACGUGCUCUGGUUCACACCGACUUCACUCCAAGUCCGUACGACACGGACUCCCUCAAGCUGAAGAGCGGAGAUGUCAUCGAUAUCAUCAGUAAGCCCCCGAUGGGGACGUGGAUGGGCAUGCUCAACGGUAAAGUCGGCACCUUCAAGUUCAUCUACGUGGACGUGUUGAACGAAGAAGCGAAGCCGAAAAAGACCCGAAGGAGGAGAAAGGCCCGGCAACCCAAACCCACAUCUGUGGAGGAACUACUUGAUCGCAUCAAUCUCAAAGAGCACCUGCCCACCUUCCUGUUCAACGGCUACGAGGACCUGGACACCUUCAAGCUGCUGGAGGAGGAGGACCUGGACGAGCUGAACAUCAUGGACUGUCAGCACAGAGCGGUGCUGCUCACCGCCGUGGAGCUGCUGCAGGAGUGUGACGGAAGCAGCGACCCCGAGCGAGGCGGCCCGGCUGGAGGCUCUCAGGAGAAGCUCCUGCUGGACAGGCGGGGGGUCCUGGGCGAUUCCCCGCGGGACUCGGGAUGCUACGAGAGCAGCGAGAACCUGGAGAGCGGAAGGGACAAAAAGGCAGCUGAACCCAUGAGCAGGUCUUCUGGGUUUGAGUCCAGCCACGUCCCGUCCCCACAGUUCCCCGUCCUCCCCCUGCUCCUCGCCUCCUCCUCCCCUCAGAACAAUUCCAAACACCUGCCCUGCAGCCUCCCAUCACUCACACACACAAAAAACUGCUUUAGCUCGGCAGAAGCUCGAGCUGCAGGUGGAGGCGCUGCUCGGAGUCUCAGCUGCGUGGACCUGAGGAGGCCAGGCCCGAGGCUGCUGCAGCGGCACUGCUUCUCCCUGACGAUGCUGCAGGGAGAGCAGGUCACAAGCCUGAAGCUGACCUCCACAACAACUGACGAGGACAUCCACAAAAAGCCUGCAGUGAUGUCUCCACCCGCCCAGACACCAGCGGUGCUGCCCAGAGUCGAGUGUGGAGCUUCAGCCACGGAUGGAGGUGAAGAUAGAUCCUCCGAUCGAGCAGAAGGAUUGCAGAACUUCAAGAUAGAGCCUGCAGCUGAAAGUUUGAGUCGGUGUGCACCAAACUCCCCCGUCCAGACACGAACCCCCUGCAGGAACACUGGCCCCCUCCCUGCAGGAGACAACAGGAGUCCUUCACUUUCAGCCGCUUCAGAAGCUCAUCGGCUGAAAAAGAAACGAAACACGAAGGCCUCCGCAGAUUCACCGCAGCUCGUGUCUGACGAGGGAAAAAUGGCUCCAGCUGCAAAACGUUGA
This is a messenger RNA of Nematolebias whitei (Rio pearlfish), 3216 nucleotides long. RefSeq names its product SAM and SH3 domain containing 1b (gene sash1b). The transcript has 18 exons. The coding region runs from base 1 to 3216 and encodes 1071 amino acids. NCBI's taxonomy places the organism in Eukaryota, Metazoa, Chordata, Actinopteri, Cyprinodontiformes, Rivulidae. The record is from RefSeq and is a predicted model, not a curated record. Gene Ontology annotation, molecular function: protein binding.